GUCACACUCAGGAGCCGUUUACUCCCUUCCCAGACACGCAGUGUAGUCAUACUCAUGCUAGUAUAGAUUAGGUAAAGAUUGUCGGUUCAAAAAACCAUUGCGUUAAUACGUCAUUACGUAGGGAUUACGUACGUAUACGAUACUUAUUACAGACAGAGUACAAGGGAAAACUCUGUACACAACCAAAUCGUAGUUUAUUUAAUAAACUUUGAUGUUUUAACACUGUCGCUUGUGUCCGAUGAAUAUAAAGGUUAUACAAGAAUGAAGGCCGGGGUUUGGAGAGAUAGUUGGCUCAGAUAAGAAUUGGACCUGGGCAUUUUCCUCCCAUGAUGAAACGGCGGCACAUGUCAGAGGGCCAAGCAAAGUUGGGGGCGGGGCAGCAGUAUGCCAGAGCCCACAACGCAGAAGCAGUGACCAGGACCAAGGGAGGCAGCAUGAGGUCCAGCCUUAUGGGGCAGAUCCUUCCUAUCUAUGGUGUCGGGAUAUUCCUUUACAUCCUCUAUGUUCUCUUGAAGAUCACUUCAAAGGGAAAUAACACCAAGCCAGAUAACCAGUUUCCUGUGCUGAAGUCCGGAAACAUCAAGAGAAAAAUAACUGAUUAUGAGCUGGAACAGCUUCAGGGGAAACUGAAGGAAACAGAGGAAGUAAUGGAGCACAUCAUGUCCAAAGCAGGCCACCAUUCCAGACGCGAGCGCAGGGCAAGACGCACUGCCCGGGAGCAAGAGCAGAAACUGCUGCGGCAGCUGAAGGAGAUCGCCCGUGUCAUGCGGGAGGGCCAGCUGGUGGAUGGGAUUUCACCUGAAAUCGAGGCUGAGCACACGCACUAUGCCGAGGACUGGGAAGGCUAUCCCGAGGAGACCUACCCACAGUACAGCGAGCCCUCCAGCAGGUGGAACUGUGGGACCAUCAUCGUGGAGGAGACCGACAAUCAGCAGCCUACUGCAGAGGAGCAGGCCGAGAGGAUGCAGACAGAGUCGCAGGGUGAUGAGGAGGAAGAAAAGGCGGGACCAGACCAGCCACCAGAUGAGGAACUAGAGGAAGAGGGGGAGGAGCCACAGGAACAGCCCUGUACGCCGGAGGCUUUGUGCACAGACACGGCUACAGAGGAAGAGGAGGAGAAUCCUGCAGAGAAGGAGGCAAAGCUAUGCAGAGGAAUAAAGCAGAUUACCUUCAGCAACAAGCAUGAGGUGUUCUGCUAUCUGGAGGAGAGCUCUGAUGACAGUGACGACACCCAGGAGGCAGGCUCGGUGAAGGGUGAGGAUGAAGAAGAUGAUCCUGUGGCAGUGGCAGAGAGCCUGAGGUUCAGCAGUGAAGCCUGCAGCAACCAUGAGAGACAGCAGGACCCAGAGGAAGAGGAGGACACGGAGGAACAGACGGAGCCAGAGCAGACGGACCUGGAGGACUCGGAUGAGCUCCUCAACACAGGCGAUUCCGAGGAUGAGUGCAGUGCUGAACUGGCGAUUGCUGAGGAACUGGGAUUCGGGUCUCUUCGGAAGCGUAACAGGAGAGAGCCAUAGUAGCAGACUGCAGUACAACUUACUUUUCUGAGUAAUUGUGAUUCCUCCCAACCUGACCUUUGCAAAAAUCCGACUGGGUACCCACAGGUUUCACCUUUCUUAGAAUCCCUCUGUGCAGUCAGAAUGCAGAGAAUUCAUUUCUGAGUUUAGACUUGGCUUCUUAAAGACCAUUAGUUCUCCCAGUUUUUACUGCAUCUCCAUUCAUAUGUCCCUGGUCUUUUUGAGACCCAACUGCUGAGAGUGACCUGUGGACAUGGCUGGGUCCUAUAAAAGGAACAGGAAUAGGGCAGCAAAAUGCAGGACAGUGUAUAAGAUAGGCUAGGACCUGGUUUAAACCUUAAUAUUAAAACCUUAACUUUUAAAUUAAUGUUUUUUAUUUUUU
Messenger RNA from Scleropages formosus (Asian bonytongue), 1899 nucleotides. Its product is annotated as protein RIC-3-like. The coding region runs from base 327 to 1517 and encodes 396 amino acids. NCBI's taxonomy places the organism in Eukaryota, Metazoa, Chordata, Actinopteri, Osteoglossiformes, Osteoglossidae. The transcript is spliced from 6 exons. Gene Ontology annotation, cellular component: neuron projection; neuronal cell body; intracellular membrane-bounded organelle. Gene Ontology annotation, biological process: synaptic transmission, cholinergic; protein localization to cell surface. The record is from RefSeq and is a predicted model, not a curated record.